This is a messenger RNA of Durotheca rogersii, 3146 nucleotides long. RefSeq names its product kinesin-domain-containing protein. Gene Ontology annotation, molecular function: ATP binding; microtubule motor activity; microtubule binding. The record is from RefSeq and is a predicted model, not a curated record. Gene Ontology annotation, biological process: mitotic spindle organization; microtubule-based movement. The coding region runs from base 332 to 2839 and encodes 835 amino acids. The transcript is spliced from 3 exons. NCBI's taxonomy places the organism in Eukaryota, Fungi, Ascomycota, Sordariomycetes, Xylariales, Xylariaceae.
UUCACAACGCCGACUCCAGGUUGACGCGACGAUCAUUCUUUAAUAUUAUUACACCACGCCGCCCACCACCUGCACCACUACCCAUCUGCCUCGUCAACCCGCCCCAGGUGCUCGGCAACAACAGGAGGAAAAAAAAUAAAAACAACGCCACAUAGAGGAACCAUAUCGACAUUGCUGCCCAGCAGCAUCUCGACUUUUCCUUGACCUGACCGCCGCUUCCCUGGCGGAGCUGCGUCUGUUACAGAACUCGGAUUUCUUAUCAUGAGAUAGGCCUUGCCUCCGUGCAUGUUUUCCUGCGCGUAGCCGUCCUUACCAGAACGCCAUCGCCAACAUGUCGAGCGCAAACAGCAUCAAGGUCGUUGCCCGCUUCCGGCCGCAGAACAAGGUCGAGUUGGCAUCGGGCGGAGAACCUAUCGUCACCUUCGAUGGCUUAGAUACUUGCACUCUCAAUUCCGGCGAGGCCACGGGUAGCUUCACGUUCGACCGCGUAUUUGAUAUGCAAGGCAAGCAGGCUGAGAUCUUCGACUAUUCCAUCAAACCUACUGUCGACGAUAUCCUCAACGGCUACAAUGGAACCGUCUUCGCAUACGGCCAGACCGGCGCCGGAAAGUCCUACACCAUGAUGGGGACUAGCAUAGAAGACGAACAAGGGAAGGGUAUCACGCCCCGCAUCAUCGAGCAGAUCUUCAGCAGCAUCAUGUCCAGUCCCCCCACCAUCGAAUACACAGUCCGGGUCAGCUAUAUGGAAAUCUACAUGGAGCGUAUCCGCGACCUGCUAGCCCCCCAGAAUGACAAUCUGCCUGUCCACGAGGAGAAGAACCGGGGUGUCUACGUCAAGGGCCUGCUGGAGAUCUAUGUGUCGAGCGUAGAGGAGGUCUUCGAGGUCAUGAAGAGGGGAGGCGCAGCCAGAGCCGUCGCCGCCACCAACAUGAACCAAGAGUCCUCCCGCUCGCACUCCAUCUUCGUCAUAACCGUCACUCAGAAGAAUCUCGAAACGGGUUCUAUGAAGAGCGGUCAGUUGUUCUUGGUCGAUCUGGCCGGCAGCGAGAAGGUCGGCAAGACCGGCGCUAGCGGCCAGACGUUGGAAGAGGCGAAGAAGAUCAACAAGAGCUUGAGCGCUCUGGGCAUGGUCAUCAACGCGCUCACCGACGGCAAAUCAUCCCACGUCCCCUACCGAGACUCUAAAUUGACGAGGAUUCUGCAAGAAUCCCUGGGAGGAAACAGUCGGACAACCCUCAUCAUAAACUGCUCCCCGAGCAGUUACAACGACGCCGAGACGCUGAGCACCCUCCGGUUCGGUAUGAGAGCGAAGUCGAUUAAGAACAAGGCAAAGGUCAAUGCCGAACUUAGCCCCGCAGAGCUCAAGGCGAUGCUUGCUAAGGCCAAGAGCAACAUGACCACCUUCGAGACGUACAUCUCGAAUUUGGAGGGGGAGCUACAGUUGUGGCGUGGCGGCGAGACCGUCCCCAAGGACCGCUGGGUGGCCUCGUUGUCGGCUGACGGCGUUGCUACUACCAGAGCGGACUCGAGGCCACAUCGGCCGUCGACACCAUCGCGGCUGAUACCCGACAGUCGAUCCGAAACACCUGCGUUCACGGAACGCGCGGGGACCCCGAGUCUGCCUCUGGACAAGGACGAGAGAGAGGAAUUCCUCCGGAGAGAAAACGAACUCCAGGACCAGUUGGCGGAGAAGGAGUCGGCUGUCGCAGCUGCCGAGAAAUCGCUUCAGGAGUCCAAAGAAGAGCUGUCUUUCCUGAAGGAGCACGACAGCAAGCUUGGAAAAGAAAACGAGAAAUUGACCACCGACGUGAACGAAGCCAAGAUGCAGCUAGAGCGUCUGACCUUCGAGAGCAAGGAGGCCCAGAUCACUAUGGACGCGUUGAAGGAAGCGAACGCCGAACUUACGACGGAGCUCGACGAGGUUAAGCAACAACUCCUGGAUAUCAAGAUGAACGCGAAGGAAUCGAGUGCGGUGGAGGACGAGAAGGAAAAGAAGAAGGCAGAGAAGAUGGCCAAGAUGAUGGCAGGAUUCGAUCUGGGAGGCGAUGCGUUUAGUGCCAACGAGCAGUCGAUCGUCAACGCCAUCCAGCAGCUCGAGACACUAUACGAACUGGCCUCCUCCGGAGACCUUAUCCCGCCAGACGACCUGCAAGAACUCAAGACCAAGCUAGUGGAGGCCCAAGGCAUCAUCCGGCAAGCGGAGCUGUCGAUGUACAGCGGCGUGCCGGGCCUAGCCAACGGCAAGACCAUCCAGCAGCAAAUCGCCGAGUUCGACGUUAUGAAGAAGAGUUUAAUGCGUGACCUGCAGAACCGAUGCGAGAGGGUGGUGGAGCUCGAGAUCUCGCUCGACGAGACCCGGGAGCAGUACAACAACGUGCUGCGGUCGUCCAACAACCGUGCCCAGCAGAAGAAGAUGGCGUUCCUCGAGCGCAACCUGGAGCAGCUGACGCAGGUCCAGCGUCAGCUCGUCGAGCAAAACAGCAGCCUCAAGAAGGAAGUGGCCAUUGCCGAGAGGAAACUCAUCGCGAGAAACGAGCGCAUCUCGAGCCUGGAGAGCUUGUUGCAGGAUAGCCAGGAGAAGUUGACCGCCGCAAAUCACAGAUUCGAGUCCCAACUCACCGCCGUCAAGGAGCGCCUCGAAGCCGCCAAGGCGGGCUCGACCCGCGGCCUAAAUUCGUCGGGCGGCAGCUUCAGCUUCGCCAACGCGGGAAGCCGCAUCGCGAAGCCGCUGCGCGGCGGAGGGGCCGCCGGCGACGCCCCGGCCCAGGUCCCGACCAUCGCAAGCCUGCAGACCGAGGGCAACACCGGCAAGCGAAGUAGCUGGUUCUUCCAAAAGUAGGCGGACGUGAAGAGAGAGAGAGAGAGGCCGCGGGUGGCAAACCGCGGCGCCCACCUCGCAGCCGGAUGGAACUCGGAACCAUUCGGAGAUUUUCGCUUAUACUCUAGAGGACACGCCCCCGGGGGGGCUCGACGAUAUUCGACGAUACAGAUUAGAGGAUUAUACCCUCCCCCCACCCCCAAACGCCAGCCCACGCUUUCUCUUCUCCUGCCACGCGGUCAUGGGACGGCUUUCCUCCCGAGCCUCACGGGGGCGGGUUUUUUGAGGGGGGGGGGGGGGGGGGUAGACUUGGCCAAGGCCGGGACAA